AUGGAGCCGUACGUGCUGCUGGACCCGCGACAGAGAGCGCUGUAUCGCGACGUGAUGCAGGAGAGCUACGAGACGCUGAUGGCGCUGGAAUUCCCUGUUUCCAAGCCUGAUCUGCUGUCCCGCCUGGACCAUGGGGAUGAACCUACAGCCCUGGAUCUCCACGUGCCCAGGGACACCCCAGCCACAGAGGAUGGAGCAGGAGUGGAGCAGGAACCCCCUCGAGAAGAAGCUGCUGAGAAAGAGCCCGAAGUGGUGAAACCUGUGGGCGAGGAGCAUCCUUCGAGCCCCGCCGAGGCCGGGGCGAAGGCGGGCAGGAGUGGGGGACCAGGGGAGACGGCCACGCGCCCCAGCGAGAGCCAACCCAGCAACACAUGCGGCGAGUGUGGGAAGAGCUUCAGCCACAAGUCAGCCCUGGUGAAGCACCAGAAGAUCCACACCGGCGACCGCCCCCACGAAUGCCCCGACUGCGGCAAGUGCUUCAUCCAACGCUCGGACCUCACCAUCCAUCAGCGGGUCCAUACGGGCGAGCGGCCCUACGCCUGCCCCGACUGUGGGCGCCGCUUCAGCGUCAGCUCCUCCUUGCUCACCCACCAGCGUACCCACGCUCCCGGGGGGGAGAAACCCAACCGCUGCCCCCAGUGCGGCCGCAGCUUUGCUGAUCCGGGAGCCCUUGACCGGCACCAGAAGAGCCACCUGGGUGGGAAACCCUACGAGUGUGGGGUGUGCGGGAAAGCCUUCGCCUGGAGCUCCCACCUCGAGCGGCAUCAGCGCAUCCACACCGGCGAGAAGCCCUUCCAGUGCGCCGAAUGCGGGCGAGCCUUCGCCUGGAGCUCCCACCUCGACCGCCACAUGCGCACCCACGCUGCCGUCGCCGCCUCCGAGGAUGAGGAGGAUGGGGAGGCGGAGGAAGAGCCCCCGCCACCCCCCCAGAAAUGCGCCGACUGCGGCAAGCGCCUCAACCACCAGACGGACCCCCAGCGCUUCAAGCACAAGGGCACCCAGACGCCGCCGGCAGGUGCCGAACCCGCUGGCAGCCCCCCGCGACCCUACCGCUGCGAGCAGUGCGGCAAAUGCUUCGGCCAGAGCUCCAACCUCCUCAAACACCAGCGUGUCCACACCGGUGAGCGGCCGUACCCCUGCCCGGAUUGCAAACGCUGCUUCCGUUGGGGCUCAGCCCUGGCCAAGCACCGGCUCACCCAUGCCCGGCCGCAGCAAGCCGGUGAUGCCGCCAAAGCCGUGCCGGCAGCCACCGAGGAAGCCGGCGCUGGAGGAGGCGGCAAACCCUACCCAUGCGGGGCGUGCGGGAAGAGUUUCGGCUGGGUCUCGCACCUGGAGCGCCAUCGCCGCAUCCACACCGGGGAGAAGCCCUUCCGCUGUGGGGAGUGCGGGCGGGCGUUUGCCGUCAGCUCCCACCUGGAACGGCACCGCCGGGUACACACCGGCGAGCGGCCCUACCGCUGCGGCGAGUGCGGGAAGAGUUUCGCCGUUAGCUCCACCUUGCUGGCUCAUCGACGCACCCACGCCGCCCAGCCGGGCCGGCCCCACGCCUGCCCUGAGUGUGGCAAGGGUUUUAGCACACCAGCCAGCUUGGAGCGGCACCGGCGGCUUCACCGGGGAGAGAAACCUUACCAGUGCGGCAUCUGUGGCAAAGGCUUUGCCUGGAGCUCCCACUACGACCGGCACCGGCUCACCCACACCGGCGAGAAACCCUUCUCCUGCGCCCACUGUGGCAAAUGCUUCGGUCGCAGCUCCCACCGCAACCGACACCAGCGUGCCCACAUGCAGGGCGGCCCGGAGAAGCGGCAUGUCUGUCCCGAAUGCGGCAAAGCCUUCAGCCUCAGCACAGCCCUGGCGGCUCACCAGCGACUGCAUGCCGCUGCCACCGGCGGCCGCAGCCCCCUCACCUUGCUGCCGCCUGCGUGCUCCUGA
Messenger RNA from Nipponia nippon (crested ibis), 1929 nucleotides. Lineage: Eukaryota; Metazoa; Chordata; Aves; Pelecaniformes; Threskiornithidae. The record is from RefSeq and is a predicted model, not a curated record.